AUGAAAAAGGUUAACACUGCUCUGACUACUGAUAAGCCUAUUGUCUCUGAAAAAGAUGACAACGAUGAGAAGGACAAACAAACUAAGGCAUUAGAAGCUUGGGUCGAAAAUGAUUUUUUAUGCAAAAAUUUCAUUCUCAAUGGUUUAUCUGAUGACUUGUAUGACUAUUAUAAUUCUGACAAAAAUGCUAAGGAAAUCUGGGAUGCACUGCAAAAGAAGUAUGACACUGAGGAGGCUGGAACCAAGAAGUACGCUGUCAGUCGCUACCUCAAAUUUCAGAUGACCGAUGACAAGUUAGUGGAAGCCCAAUCUCAUGAACUUCAGAAAAUCGCUCAUGAAAUAAUUUCUGAAGGUAUAUCUUUAGAUGAACAAUUUCAAGUUGCUGUAAUUAUUGACAAAUUGCCCCCUGCGUGGAAAGAUUUUAAAAAAUUUCUCAGGCACAAAACAAAAGAAUUUUCACUAGAAAGUCUGAUCACUCGCCUUCGUAUUGAGGAGGAAGCUCGUAAACAAGACCAGAAAGAAGAAGUGCUUGUUGUAUCCAGCAACAACAACACUAACAAAAAGUCCACUGCGGUUCUGAAACCCAAUGGGAAAAACUUCAAGAAUCAGAAUUGA
Humulus lupulus (European hop) is the source of this 615-nucleotide messenger RNA. RefSeq lists its product as uncharacterized. The transcript has a single exon. Lineage: Eukaryota; Viridiplantae; Streptophyta; Magnoliopsida; Rosales; Cannabaceae. Bases 1 to 615 code for a protein of 204 amino acids. The record is from RefSeq and is a predicted model, not a curated record.